Ceratina calcarata is the source of this 4422-nucleotide messenger RNA. RefSeq names its product Nidogen (gene Ndg). The coding region runs from base 54 to 4166 and encodes 1370 amino acids. The record is from RefSeq and is a predicted model, not a curated record. Gene Ontology annotation, molecular function: calcium ion binding; Wnt-protein binding; Wnt receptor activity. NCBI's taxonomy places the organism in Eukaryota, Metazoa, Arthropoda, Insecta, Hymenoptera, Apidae. Gene Ontology annotation, cellular component: plasma membrane. Gene Ontology annotation, biological process: canonical Wnt signaling pathway; cell-matrix adhesion. The transcript is spliced from 21 exons.
CGCGGCUCGGACGAGCAGCAAGCGGUAGUAGCGUGGAGGCAGUCCGAGCGAGAAUGACUACUCGUCGCGCGAGUGUUCGAAACGUCCCGGGGCUACGGGCCUUGCUGGCGCUGGCCCUGAUCGCGCCCUUAACCGCGGCCUUAAACCGGAACGAUCUGUACCCGUACUCGACGCCUGGAACAUCGAUCCUGGAAACGGGCGAGAACGGAUUGCUGUUGUCAGCGGAGGCGAUCGUCAAGACGCCUAUCGUUUUCUUCAACAGGCCGUACACUAACAUAUUCGUAAACGCAAAUGGUGUCCUCUCGUUCAGGAGGCCGAUGCAAAGGUUCUUCAAUAUUCCGUUCCCACUUGACGAUCCGAUUAUCGCACCUCUCUACACCCACGUCGACACCAAGGCAUCCGGAAGGGUGUACUAUGGCGAGACGGACACGCCGGAAGUUCUCUCGCGAGCCGGAGGACUGGUUCGAAGUGCUUUCAAGGAUGCCGAAGAUUUCGUACCUGAGACCGUGUUCCUCGCCACAUGGGUGGACGUCGGUUAUUACAACGGGAAAGCCGACAAAGUGAAUACGUAUCAAGUGGCCAUUUCGUCGAACGGUACGCAUUCUUACGUCGAACUAUUGUACCCUGAAAACGGUAUACAGUGGAUCCAAGGUGAGUCGCACCCCAGCGGCUUGCCGGACGCGAAAGCUCAGGCAGGGCUGAUGAACGAAGAACACGUCGUGCAUACUUUGAAAGGUUCUGGGACUGAUCAGAUUCAAAACCUUGAAAAAUGGUCGAAUGUGAACCGGCCGGGGCAGUGGUUGUUCCAAGUCGGAUCACCCAAUCACGACGAGUAUAUAAAAGUCCCUGACAACGUGGAAGACAGCAGCAUGACGAAUCAAGUGGCGAACUGCAGAACGGGCGCGACGAGCUGCCACAGUAAGGCUACGUGCGUCGACUACGAGGUCGGCUUCUGCUGCCACUGCAAGCAAGGAUUCUUCGGCAACGGGAAAUCCUGCCAGCCGAACGACGUUCCGCUGCGUGUAAACGGACGGAUUUCCGGGACGAUCAACGGGAUCGAGUUCCCCGCUAGAGACCUUCAAUGCUACGUGCAAACGGAAGACGGAAGAACGUACACGGCUCUAUCGAGAGUGCCCGAAGAAGUCGGCGCCAGCUUCCAGCUGCUGGGAAAUCUGGGUGGAGUCAUCGGCUGGCUGUUCGCGAAACCAGUCAGGAACAGCGAAACGAAAAAUGGAUACGAGCUCACGGGGGGUGUGUUCAACCACACGACGGAACUGUCGUUCCCUUCCACCGGCGAUAAGCUGACGAUACGAAGCAAUUACAUCGGCCUGGACGUGUUCGGCCAGCUGAAGAUGGAGGCGGUGAUCAAAGGUACGUUGCCGCGGUUGACUAGGGACACCACGGUCGACUACGGUGACUACGAUGAACUUUAUACCAGAGCGCAAGCCGGCGUGAUACGCGCGCGGAGCGAGAGAGCCUGCAAGCUGAACGAAGCCGGCGAGGAGCGAGAGCUAAGCUUCUCGCAGGAUCAGACGAUCGUCUAUAACGAGUGUCCCUAUCUGAGCGUCGACCCCGAGUACGAUACCACGCGAAUCAAAUUCUUCAGGGGUGUGACCACUUACGAAGCUACCGAGGGAAUUAUCCGGUUCGCGGUAAACACGAAAGCGACGCCGUUAGAACAGGAGGAUCCCUGUAUUCAAGGGAAGGAGACCUGUGGCGAUCACAGUUCCUGCGUCGUCGAGGGGGAUGAAUUCAAGUGCAUCUGCAACCCUGGCUAUCAAUACUUGUACGAGGAAGGCGGGAACGCGAUCUGCGUCGACGUGAACGAAUGCAGCGCGGGAAAUCACAUGUGCUCUCCGGACGCGCAGUGUUUCAACCAGGAGGGUGGCCACACCUGCCAGUGCAGGCCGGGAUUCUCUGGCGACGGCAGAACGUGCGAGAAACUCCCAUCGUGCGAGGACACGCGGUGCGGCAAUUACGAACAGUGCGUGAUGAUCGACGGCGCGCCUAACUGCGUCUGUGUGCCGGGAUUCGAGGACACGGAGCAGGGCUGUUAUCCCUCGCAACGCGGUUCGUGCGACGAAGAAGACAACUGCUCCCAGUACGGUGUCUGCAAUUUCGAUCCGGCGAGACAGAAGCACGUAUGCAUCUGUCUGCCUGGCUUCAUUGGCGACGGUUACACGUGCUACCCGGAAGCGGACGUGACCACAACGGACGGACCGCCGAGACCGCAGUGCGCGGGCGAGAUGUGUUGGUGCCCCGGGGGAUGGGAACUUCGAAACAACGACUGCGUGCCGUCCGAACGCGAGCAUAAACCAAACAACUACGAUCGAGAUCUAUCAGCCCGCCCAAGCCCGGAAUGCUACCAAGAAGACUGCGCGUGUCCCGUGGGAUACUAUUACAACCAUCCCGAGGAGAUUUGCUCGCCCCGACCUGGAUUCAACCACGAAACGAUGGGCCCAUCUGGAUUUCACUUAUCGUGCAACGUGGUGAACAGGUGUCACCCCUACGCGCAAUGCAUCUUCGUGGCGGCCACCAGCGAUUACGAGUGCCGCUGCAACCCCGGAUACGAAGGUGACGGUUUGGACUGCAGGAGGACAGAAGUGUCCUGUUUGGAAGUAGACAUCUGCGACCCGAACGCGUCCUGUCAGCAAGAAGAAUCCCUGGCCAAAUGUGUCUGCAACCCGGGUUUCGAGGGGGAUGGAACAACGUGCAGUCAAAUCGACGAGUGUAACAGCAACUCGGAUUGCUUCGAGAACGGGCGCUGUUCUUACAAUACUGCCAGUUCCCGUUACGAGUGCACCUGCGUGCCGGGAUACAGCAUGGUCGACGGAAGGUGCGUGGUCUCCGAUUGCUCGACAAAUCCGUCCCAGUGCCACGUGAACGCGCAAUGCGUGUCGGCUGGGGAUGGUGGGUACAAGUGCGUGUGCAUAGACGGUUACAACGGAGACGGGAUACGGCAGUGCGUCGAGGACCACAUUGGAUGCAACGUGCUGAAUAAUUGCGGGAGGAACGCGGUCUGCGGUUACAAUCAGACCACCGCCAAUUUCGCCUGCGUAUGCCAGACGGGCUUUUACGGUGACGGUUUCACGUGUUUGCCCCAGUCGUCUUGUAGACACGAUUCGACGCUUUGCUCGCCGGACGCGGCCUGCGUCGCCGCCGGGGAGAAUCUGUUCGCCUGCGUGUGUAACGAAGGUUUCACCGGGGACGGUACCGAGUGCAAACCGAGACCGAAACACGAGGCGAACUUCUUGUUGGUGAACCAGGGAAUGGCGACCCUAAGGAUACCGUUCGCACCGACGCAAGUGGAACCCGGCAGCCCGAUCUACAUCGCGUACACUCAAAUGGCGAUCGCGAUCGACAUCGAUUGCAUGAACGGAAAGGCAUACUCGAGCGACAUCACCGGUAAUCGAAUAAUCGAGUUAAUGUACAACGGAUCGAUGGCCGAGACGUUCCUGACGAAAGUUAGCAGCCCCGAGGGACUAGCGGUCGAUUGGGUCUCGAGAAAUAUUUUCUGGACCGACUCCGGGAAGACGACCGUCGAGGUAGCCAAUCUCGAGACGAAGAAACGGAAGGUACUCGUUUCCGACGGACUGGUCAAUCCUAGAGGGAUAGCCGUGCACCCUUAUCGGGGGAAGAUAUUUUGGUCGGAUUGGAAUCGUGCGUCGCCUAAAUUGGAGUGGGCCAACGAGGACGGUACCGGGCGGGCAAUCUUCCUCCAAGGGGAUUACGUGAAGUUACCGAAUUCAUUAAGUAUCGAUUGGUCGACGGAUGAACUCUGCUGGGCGGACGCCGGGACGUUUACGAUAACCUGCGUGGAGAUCGAUACCAACAAGGUUAACGUCGUCGCCAACCAGCUCAUCUACCCGUUCGGUCUCGCUAUCUCCCAACAGAAUUACUAUUGGACCGACUGGAAGACUCAUAAGAUCGAAGUCGCUAUGAAGAGUUCGGGGGACAGGAAGUCGGCCAUAUCGGUACCACCCGGAGGAAGCGGUAAAUUAUAUGGGAUAGUCGUCGUCCCCGAGUCGUGCCCGAGAGUGAGCAACGUUUGUCAGUACGAGAACGGAAGGUGUAGCAAGGAUCAAUUGUGCCUGCCGAACGGCGAAGGAGGAAGAUCGUGCGUGUGCGCGGACGACGCGUCAGGGCCAUGCACCGACACGAAUUAAGUAACGUUAAGAUUAUAGAUUGUGGAGAUCGCGGAAGAGAAGAGUUUAUUCGCGAUGCGUCGGAGUCCGUUAGAUUAUGUGUAAAUUAUAAUAAUAGUAAUAAUGAUAAUAAUAAUAGUAAUAUUGUUUUUGGUAUGGCUAGUUUUAUAUCGUCCACGUUUUUCGAGUAACAUUAUCUUUUUGUAUCUAACACGGAGCCUGCGGGCGUGAAGCUGCGGCCAGUGACGAGCGUUAUUUAAUAAAAAUUUAAGAAUCA